AUGAUUUAUGAGGAUGAGGAUGGGAGUGUUAGGUUGCUUCCUGGGUACAAGUUUGAUCCCACUGAUGAGAUUCUUGUGAAUUUUUAUUUGAGGAGGAGGGUCUUUCACCAACCUCUUCCCGUUCAAAUCAUACCAGAUUUUGAUGUGUUUCAGACUGAGCCUUGGGAUCUUCUAGGAGGAGAUGGAAAGAUUUUUAAUGAGCGCAAGUGCUUCUUCCUCAACACCAUAGGUCGUGACCUAGAAAACCUUGACAUUAGAGUUACUGGAAAUGGUCAAUUGAGAGUUAUAGAGAAAGGAAAAGAUGUUCCUAUCCCUCGAAACAAUGAGGUGAUUGGAAAGAGGAACGCCUUGAAUUUCUGGGAAGUGCAAGGAGGUUGUUAUAUGAGGACCAAACGGGUGAUGCAUGAGUUCCGCCUUGCCUUAAUAGCUAACUCAUCUAAGUGUUUUUCGCACCUUCAGAGGGAACAUGCUGGUGAAGUUGAAACAGAAAGGAGAAAUGCAGGGGAAAACAAACAACAUCCCUUCCUCCAACUUCUAAUUACCCAGCAUAGCAAUUCUAAGCUCCUACCAGACCUUCAAGGGAGUAAGGCUACUGCUAACAUAUCAUCUGUUCAACCAAUUUCGACUUGGUGGUUUUGUCAUGUGUUGGAGGAAUUUCGACUUGGUGGUAUCUCAGGUGGUAUUUGGCCGAUCGAUGAGGAAAGUUUUUAA
Messenger RNA from Lotus japonicus, 711 nucleotides. Its product is annotated as NAC domain-containing protein 83-like. Gene Ontology annotation, biological process: regulation of DNA-templated transcription. NCBI's taxonomy places the organism in Eukaryota, Viridiplantae, Streptophyta, Magnoliopsida, Fabales, Fabaceae. The record is from RefSeq and is a predicted model, not a curated record. Bases 1 to 711 code for a protein of 236 amino acids. The transcript has 3 exons. Gene Ontology annotation, molecular function: DNA binding.